This is a messenger RNA of Botrytis cinerea B05.10, 2289 nucleotides long. RefSeq lists its product as hypothetical. Lineage: Eukaryota; Fungi; Ascomycota; Leotiomycetes; Helotiales; Sclerotiniaceae. The record is from RefSeq and is a predicted model, not a curated record. Bases 284 to 1867 code for a protein of 527 amino acids. The transcript is spliced from 4 exons.
GGCAACGACAACUCUUACGGAAGGAACGAUCUCUUCUUCAUCCGCCUCCAUCCGGCCUGUGUACAUCCACGUUCACGUUCACAUUCACAAAUGCUUUUCUCUUCCCAAUUUCCAUUCUUCUUCUAUUCACCAUUGCUAUUAAGUCAAUAUCAUCAAAUCCAUUUGGCUUCAUCGCAUUAUUGCUUUUGCUUUGUCAAUUCUAGCUAUAUCAAAGAUACAUUCUUCUUCUCGCAUCAUCAUCAUCUCAAAAUUGUCAUUUGAAGCAUCAUAAGCAUUGUUCAUCAUGCAUGUCAAAUCUCUUGCUGUGGCGGCUUUCAGUCUUGUUGGUACAAUCGCUGCCCAACGUCCGACGGGCAGUGGCAUCUGCGAUUACUAUACGACCGCUCUGUUUAAGGACAAUACUGCUUCCAACCAACAGAAACUAUUAAUCCGCGUCGUCAAUAGGGCUCUUGUUGGCAAUACCUAUGAUCGACCAACCUCUGGUGUUAUGGUCAAUGGCAUCCUCAGAGAAGGAUCGUAUAAUGGUAUCAAAGUCAACUUGUUGCCAUAUUUCAACGGUGGCUUCGUCUCUACUAAUGGAGGAAACAAACCACUAUCUGUCAAUUUUCUCGACGGUGGAGGAGCAAAUAGUCUUCGGAAUUACCAGCCGGCCAAUUCUGAUAAAAGCAAUCAAUACUUUCUCUUGACUCAUCUCUAUCAGUACUUUGGUGUGCUACUUUCAUGCUCAAAGCAAGGUGGCGCUGAGUUCCCAGGAUAUUCCGGUUCUGCAUCUCAGUACAACAUUCACAAGUUCAUGUAUCUUUCUGAUGCUGAAGUUGGUUACUUUAUUGAGCAGGUUGCGUUGUCUGCUGCAUCCUUUGGCGUUUCUAGCUCAGAUCUCACGAUCAUUGAUUCCUCACUCCGACAAUCAUUUGGGUCUCGUUGCCUGCCACCAAUGACGAUCAUUCCCAGCCAAGGAAGUCAGUUACAAUCAAUUUGCACUGAUGAUUCAUGUCCUCUAGCGCCAAAUAAUACUUGUGCUUCUUACGAUCAAACAAUCGCCAUGCCUAAAUCUGAAGCAUGCUAUGCCACAUUUAUGGCUUGCCUUCACGCCUCAAAUUCAUUUCGACUCAAUUGUGAAUUGAGCUACUACACCUGUAAGAGCAAUCGUUUCCCAUCGGUGAAUCCCGAUAGCACAAUUUCAAAGACCCAAUUAUGUCGUUGUGAAGUCCCUGGGUUUAGUUCCGGCACUGGCUCAGUCCCUUUUUUCAGCCUCUGCCCAUGUCCCACCUCUGGAACUGGAUCCAGUUCUUUCUCUAAAAUAACACCGGUUACUGUUUCGAGCAUGGGAGUUGGAACUAUUACUGGAGCAGCUAGGAGAGCUAGCACUACCAGUACAGCCCCCGGAGCUAUCACCAAUACAGGUACAAUUACUAGAACUAGCACUAGUAAUGGCACAGCUAUCCAAACGGUCAUCAUUAACACAGUUAUCAAGACUGGCAAUAUUAACACAGUUAUCAGGACUGGCAAUAUUACGGGCACGUUUACUGGGAGCAUAACUACCGGCGCAUCUAAUGGAAGCGGCAAAAUCGCUAGCACAGUAACUAGAAGUAAUGCUUUUGGCACAGGUAUCAAAGGCGAUAAUAUUCAGAGCACAAUUACAGGAAGUGGAACUACCACGGGUAUUAGAACGAACAACAGUACCCGCAGAGGUACUAGCACUCCAACCAUGAUCAAUGGUGCAGAUUCGCGUCUAAGUCUUGGAUCUACAAAUAAUACUAAUAGUACUGUGACUAUCGCCAAACCAACCCAGGUCACAGCAGGUGCCACAACUAUUGGUUUGAGCUUUGUAGCCAUUGCUGGUGGUCUUGCUGCCUACUUCUUAUAGGUUCAUGCGUGCAAACAAAAUUUGGAAUCAUGUAACUACACGACUAUGGUCUCCGGUAACGAGUGGAGGCGGACCUCGCUCCCUUAUAUUAGCGUCAGUGGUGAAUGGGGUUCCAUACAUCUUUGCAAUUCUUAGUGUAGUGGUCGUUAUCGGUUAUUGUGUUUCCCCUUGAUUGAAAGUUGUUGAGCAUGGGCCAAGUUUUGAGAGAGCUCCUGUCUCAACACUGAUUGAAUCGGAACCACUCAACAACAUGGAAUUGGGCUCUUCAAGGUUUGCAUAUUGCUUCUUUCGGACUUGAGCAUUCGGAACGAAGAUGGAAUAGAAGAAAUAGACAUGGAAGGGAAUGAAAUGGUAUACAUCUUUGGCUUGCUGGAUCAGUUUGUACACAAUCUGGUCUGUCGUUGUUCUUACCGUUUGUUCCA